AUGGUUCAAUCCUCCGUUCUUGGAUUCCCUCGCAUGGGAGUCAAUCGAGACCUCAAGAAAGCCACAGAGUCAUAUUGGGGUGGUAAGAUAUCACAAAAAGAGCUUCUCGCCGAAGGAAAGCGUCUCCGUGGAGAGCACUGGAAGAUACAGAAAGAGGCCGGCAUCAACAUCAUUCCCAGCAAUGACUUCUCAUUCUACGACCAUGUCUUGGACCACAUCCAGCUAUUCGGGGCCAUACCCGAAAAGUACUCUAAACACAAUCUGGACCCAAUCGAUGAGUUCUUCGCUAUGGGUAGAGGCCUGCAGAGCCCUCAUACACCCGAAGCUGCCGCAGUCGAUGUUCCCAGUUUGGAGAUGGUAAAAUGGUUCGACUCGAAUUAUCAUUACGUCAAGCCCACAUUCCAAGAUGGACAAAACUUCAAGCUUUCAUCAAACCCCAAGCCUGUAGCGGAGUUUCUUGAGGCCAAAGAAGCAGGCAUCAUCACACGUCCUGUCCUCGUUGGCCCUGUGACAUUCCUUGCCCUUGGCAAAGCAGACCGCGACCAGAACGUUGUACCAAUCAGUCUACUACACAAGCUACUCCCACUCUACGAGGAGAUAUUGGUCAAGCUGAAAGAAGCUGGUGCUGAAUCGGUCCAAAUCGAUGAGCCCUGCCUUGUCCUCGACUUGCCUCCAAAGGUAAGGAAUGCUUUCAAGCCAGCUUAUGACAAAUUGUCAAGCCUUGGCGGCAAGAUCCCAGAACUAGUGGUUGCUACCUACUUUGGCGACAUUGUUCACAACUACGAUGUCCUCCCAUCAUUCUCUAGUCUGCAUGGCCUUCACAUUGACCUUGCUCGAAACCCAGAACAGCUCGAGACUGUCAUCGGCGCUCUUGGCGAAAAGCAGGUACUGUCUGUCGGAGUGGUUGAUGGUCGUAACAUUUGGAAAGCCAACUUCAAGAAAGCUAUUGAGACCGUUGAGACGGUAGUGCAGAAGCUUGGCAAAGAUCGUGUCAUCGUCGCCAGCUCGAGUUCAUUGCUCCAUACACCCCAUACUCUUGCGAGUGAGAAGAAGUUGGAUGAGGAUGUCAAAGACUGGUUUAGCUUUGCAGUCGAGAAGACUAAGGAGCUGGCCAUCAUUGCAAAGGCCGUGACUGAUGGUCCUGCCAGCGUACGCGAGGAACUGGAAGCCAAUGCCAAAUCCAUGGAAGCCAAAGCGACCUCAAAGCGUACGAACGACCCCAAGGUCAAGGAACGCCAGUCAAGAAUCACCGAAGAGAUGUUCAACCGAAAGUCACCAUUCCCAAUACGCAUUGCCCAGCAGCAGGAGAAGCUCAACCUUCCCCUGUUCCCUACUACCACGAUUGGCUCCUUCCCUCAAACCAAGGAGAUCCGAAUCCAAAGGAACAAGUUGACCAAAAGCGAGAUCUCCGAGGAGGAGUAUGAGAAAUUUAUCGAGAGGGAGAUAGAAGAUGUCGUGAAGAUCCAAGAAGAGCUUGGCCUCGACGUCUACGUGCACGGUGAGCCAGAGCGCAAUGAUAUGGUCCAAUACUUCGGCGAACGUCUUACUGGAUACGUCUUCACCACCCACGGUUGGGUGCAGAGCUACGGCUCUCGCUGCGUACGGCCUCCGAUCAUCGUUGGCGAUAUAUCCCGUCCUGCGCCUAUGACCGUUAAAGAGUCGAAAUAUGCGGCCUCCAUCUCAAAGAAACCCAUGAAGGGCAUGCUCACUGGCCCUAUCACCUGUCUGAGAUGGUCAUACCCUCGCAACGAUAUCCAUCAGUCAGUACAAGCCGAGCAAUUGGCUCUUGCCCUGCGUGAUGAAGUGGUUGACCUCGAAUCUGCUGGAGUCUACGUCAUCCAGGUCGAUGAGCCUGCCCUUCGUGAGGGUCUGCCUCUCCGCCAAGGUCUGGAGCGUGAUAAUUACCUCUCAUGGGCCGUCAAGUCCUUCCGCCUCUCCGUCGCUGGAGUGCAAGAUUCCACCCAGAUCCACUCCCACUUCUGCUAUUCCGAGUUUCAAGACUUUUUCAAAGCCAUUGCAGACUUGGACGCAGAUGUGCUCAGUAUCGAAAACAGCAAGAGCGAUGCAAAGCUCUUAAAAGUGUUCGUCGACGAAGCCUACCCCAGGCACAUUGGCCCUGGUGUGUACGACAUUCACUCUCCUCGUAUCCCCAGCGAAGAUGAGAUCAAGGAUAGGAUCGAGGAAAUGCUCCAAUACCUUAAGCCAGAUCAACUCUGGGUUGACCCUGAUUGCGGUCUGAAGACCCGUCAAUGGAAGGAGACCAAAGCUGCUUUGACCAACAUGGUCAACGCUGCCAAGUUCUACCGGCAGAAGUAUUCAAAGUCCUCUUAG
Letharia columbiana is the source of this 2331-nucleotide messenger RNA. RefSeq lists its product as uncharacterized. Gene Ontology annotation, molecular function: zinc ion binding; 5-methyltetrahydropteroyltriglutamate-homocysteine S-methyltransferase activity. The record is from RefSeq and is a predicted model, not a curated record. Lineage: Eukaryota; Fungi; Ascomycota; Lecanoromycetes; Lecanorales; Parmeliaceae. The transcript has 4 exons. The coding region runs from base 1 to 2331 and encodes 776 amino acids.